CGCCGGCAGGUUUUGCUGCUCUUCUUUUACUUCUCUACUUUCCUCUCUGCUGUGUACAGCCAUGACCACCGUCAGCCCCGUGCACCCGUACUGGCCUCGGGACCUACGGCUGGACAACUUUGUGCCUAACGACAUCCCCGCUCGGCAUAUCCUGGCUGGCCUCUUCUCAGCAUCUGGGGUCAUAGUCGUGACCACUUGGCGCUUGUCCAGUCGAGCUGCAGUCAUCCCCCUGGGGACUUGGAGGCGGCUGUCCCUGUGCUGGUUUGCAGUGUGCGGGUUCAUUCAUCUGGUGAUUGAGGGCUGGUUCGUCCUCUACUAUAAGGACUUCCUCGGAGAUCAAGCCUUCUUAUCCCAACUCUGGAAAGAGUACGCCAAAGGGGACAGUCGGUAUAUCCUGGGUGAGAACUUCAUAGUAUGCAUGGAGACCAUCACAGCGUGGAUGUGGGGACCCCUCAGCCUAUGGGUGGUAAUUGCCUUUCUCCGCCAGCAACCCGUCCGCUUUGUCCUCCAGCUUGUGGUUUCUGUGGGCCAGAUAUACGGGGAUAUCCUGUAUUUUCUGUCAGAGCACCGUGACGGGUACCAGCAUGGGGAGCUGGGUCACCCAAUCUACUUCUGGUUUUACUUCGUUUUUAUGAAUGCCUUGUGGCUGAUGUUGCCGGGAGUCCUCGUGCUCGAUUCUGUAAAGCAUCUCACUUAUGCCCAGAGCACACUGGAUGCCGAGACCGCAAAAGUCAAGAGCAAGCUGAACUAGGGAGUAGUGUGGGCUGGGCUUCGAACACUGGCUGAUGGAGAACUCAUCACUUCCCCGAAGUGUCAACUCCUGCCCCCACGGGCUAGUGGGACAAAGGUACCGAACUUGUCAAACUCGGGCUGAGGGGUGGGCCCCAAAAGGGCCAGCGAGCGGAAAGAAAGCAAGAAGGGCGAAGUGGAGCUACUGCCAACAGCUGUUGCUUGGAACAAAGGCAUAAGAAGACCUGGGGGAGGUCCAUGAUGGUGGCGUUUUUUUAAAUCUGGAAAUAAAAUAUCUUGACUCUAA
Molecule: messenger RNA, 1036 nt
Organism: Echinops telfairi (small Madagascar hedgehog)
Lineage: Eukaryota; Metazoa; Chordata; Mammalia; Afrosoricida; Tenrecidae
Product: 3-beta-hydroxysteroid-Delta(8),Delta(7)-isomerase-like
Exons: 1
Coding region: 62-751 (229 amino acids)
Biological process (GO): cholesterol biosynthetic process
Cellular component (GO): endoplasmic reticulum; membrane
Molecular function (GO): cholestenol delta-isomerase activity; C-8 sterol isomerase activity; steroid Delta-isomerase activity
Source: RefSeq, a predicted model, not a curated record